Molecule: messenger RNA, 527 nt
Organism: Aethina tumida (small hive beetle)
Lineage: Eukaryota; Metazoa; Arthropoda; Insecta; Coleoptera; Nitidulidae
Gene: mRpL54
Product: 39S ribosomal protein L54, mitochondrial
Exons: 2
Coding region: 60-482 (140 amino acids)
Cellular component (GO): mitochondrial large ribosomal subunit
Molecular function (GO): structural constituent of ribosome
Source: RefSeq, a predicted model, not a curated record
GGUUAUGUUCGAUAACCUCACUGUCCUUAAGUGUGUUUAGUUGUCAAUAACAAGUAAAAAUGAGUACAAAUAGUGCAUUAAGUUUAUUAAAUAUAAGGACACAGCUGUUAAGAAUAACACAAAUAACAACACAAAAAUGUAAUUACGCCAAAAAGGAAUCUGCUGGAGUUAGUAUGAUAGGAGGGGCUUUGAAAAAGAAAAAACUGGGGAAGUUGGGUCCUGUAGUAGAAAAAAAAGUUUUACCUGUUGAAACUGAUGCGAAUAAAUUGGUAAAUUUCGCCUGUGGCACAAAUAUUUUCAAGACUGGUGAAGACAUUCAGCUCAAGCCUGACAGUGAAUAUCCAGAAUGGUUAUGGAAUAUUAGAACUGGAGAUCCAAAACCAUUGGAGGAAUUAGAUCCAAAUUCUAAAGAAUAUUGGAGAAGAAUCAGAAAAAUGGCAAUGAGACGGAAUAAUAAAUUGGCACAAUUAAAAAUGUUUUAAAUGUACAUAUACAUCAAUUAUUUAAUAUACACUAGGAAAGUUGAA